Molecule: messenger RNA, 4247 nt
Organism: Daphnia pulicaria
Lineage: Eukaryota; Metazoa; Arthropoda; Branchiopoda; Diplostraca; Daphniidae
Gene: mesh
Product: protein mesh-like
Exons: 20
Coding region: 175-4116 (1313 amino acids)
Biological process (GO): cell-matrix adhesion
Source: RefSeq, a predicted model, not a curated record
CGCCAACGGCAUAGGUAAAUCAACCUUUCUUGAGUAAAGAGGUGGAUCCGUUUUUAUAUAUUUAACACUGGAAUUGAGUGUAAUUUUAAGUAGUUAUUUGGCCCGCUAAAGACUAAAAACACUGAAGAGAAAAGGAGUGUGGUGAAAUUUUUUUAAAUCAUUUUGAAAAACACCAUGAAACAUCUAAAGCUUUUCGGGGCUUUGGUGUUCAUUGUCGUAUUCUUCACGACGAUAGAGGCAGGAGGCACAACGGAACUUCUUCAAGAUGACGAUUUCGACAUCAACGACGCAAUUAAUCAUUACGAUCCCGUCAACUCCAGAGUGGCUCCUCCCCGCGUCGAGAGGCAGCUCCAGAUGAAUGACCCCGCCUAUCAACCGCGACAGUCGUACGAUUUGAAAAAAGAGGAAUUGGAUGAAAUCCGCAAAGAGAAAAUGUAUCCGUUUUACGACAAGGAUGCGGAGAGGAAAAACGGAGAUCUCGUCACCGAAAUCAACGACAACAGCGCUCAAGUUCAGAAACAACUCAACUUCUUGCUGCCUUUCUUUGGUUUCGGUUUUAAUUACACAUGGCUUUCCAUACACGGUUUCCUCGGUUUCAGCGACUCCAUGGGGUCGUCUCCGUUGCCACCAUUGCAGUUCCCAGUUCAAACUUGGCCAGCCGAUAACGAUCCGUCGUUUAUCAGUCCAUUUUACAGCCGCUGCCGUAUUGGUAGAAUGAAGGAGAGUGACCAAGAUAAAAGGGCAACUGGUGUAUAUUUCCGACUUGAGCGUGACUUGCCGGCUCGUUACGAUGAAGCAGGCGUCAAAAUGCGAGAGAGAAUCAAAUGGGACAUUCGCGAAGCCAUCGUCGGAGCAGAAAACUUCUUCCCAAAACACGCCAUAAUUGCAACGUGGAAAAACGUCAGUUUCGUGGGUGGAUUUAACGCGUUGGAAACUACAAACACCUUCCAGAUCGUCAUAGUGACUGAUGAAGUCCGUACUUAUGCCAUGUUUAAUUACGCUCAUCUCGGCUGGACAACGCACGCCGAAGCUGGAGGAGAUACCAAUAGUGGACAGGGAGGAGUUCCAGCAUUUGUUGGCUUCAACGCAGGAAACGGCACCAGAGCUUACGAAUAUAGGCCUUACUCGCAAGACAUGAGAAUUCGUGAUCUGACGUACAAGGGUUACGCUAAUCAAAUACCUGGCCGUCACGUCUUUCGUAUCGACGAACGCGUCAUCAGUGGCAACUGCUUUGAUGAUGAAACUGUUUACACGUCACAGCCUCUUGUGUUUGCCCCUGAAAGUGGCAACAUGAUGGGCGGUAUGAUGGUCAACGUGACAGGACCGUGUUUCAGCCCCGAUCGACGAAUCAUCUGUCGUUUUGAUACGCAAGAUGUCGUUGGAAAGUACAUCGAUCAGAAUCGAGCCGUUUGUAUUAUGCCCCGCGUCUAUGCCACCGGCUAUGUCGAUUUGACCAUCUCCAUCGACGGAGGCAACUUCAACUGGAAAGGACGUUUCUAUGUCGAAUCUCCUCAAACGGCCCCGGAGAUGGUCUGGUUUCAAACGGAAAACUUCCAGGAAUUGAGUCCGUCUGAGCUUCGACUGCGCUGGGACAAGACCAACUUGACGGUCGACGAAAGCGCCAAGGUCCGCAUCUCCGUCUGGGGUUACCGCGAAGACACGGUUACCCCCAAACUGGAGUACAUCGACAUGCUGCUAGACGGCGUGGUCAACAACGGCGACACCAAACUUUACCAUUCCGACUAUUUGAAUCGCGACAAUGGCCCUAGUCACCGUCAGUACACUUUCGGCUUCAUUCAAAUCAAUUUGACUACAUACGACCCCAAAGUUGGAAUGAGUCCAAUCUUGUGGAGCCGACCGAUUCCUCUUGGCUGGUACAUGAGUCCUCAAUGGAAGCGAUUCGACGGAGACAAAUGGGCUCACGAAAAGUGCAACAACUGGAUCGAUUACGACCGGCAGAUGCGGCCGUUCACUUACGAAUUGCCCAUCUGCCCCUGCAUGAUGCAUCAGGCCGCCUCUGACAAAGGGCGUUACGUCCCCGAUUUCGAGUGUGAUCGUUACGGCAACGCCAAGUGCGAGUACCAUCACGGCGCCAUUAUGUGCUACCGAUCAGGGCUCUCCAGUCGCGAUGGUGCCGGCCAGCAGUGUUGUUACGACAAAGAUGGUCUGCUCAUGAUGACGUCCGACAACAAGUGGGGUGGAAAUCCCGGCAGGUCACACAACUUGGGUUUGAUGCCUUGGAAUGAAGCCGGAAAAGUCCCCAGUCUUUCGCAUUGGCAAAUGGACGUUGUACCAUUUUACACCUGCUGUCUCUGGCAAGAUGAAAGUAGUGAGGACUGUGAAAUCUUCCGAUUCGAACGCCGAGCCUCGCAAGAUUGCGUCGGCUAUCAACCACCUGGCGCAGCUGCCGUUUUUGGAGAUCCUCACUUCUACACGUUUGACAACAUGACCUACACUUUUAACGGGAAAGGCGAAUUCGUACUAGUCCGAGCUGACACUGUCCGUCACAAGCUCGAUAUUCAGGCCCGUUUUGAAGCCAUUCCCAAUAACAUUUACGGCACUGCGCGUGCGACAGUUCUGACAGCAGUUGCCGCUCAGGAGAACACCUCAGUGGUCGUAGAAGUUCGUAUUCGUCCUUCUUACGCUCAAUGGCGGUAUCGUUUAGAUGUGAUUGUCGAUCAGCGUUACGUCUACUUUGAUACGUUCAGCCGACACGUCCAGAACUUCAAAGGUGUUACGGUCUAUACUCCUACGUCGAUCUUGAACCAAAGUCACGUGAUCAUCAUGUUCCAGUCAGGUGCCGGACUUGAAGUUGUCGAAAACAACCGCCAUAUGUCGGCCCGCGUCUACCUUCCUCUCAGUUACAUGAACCAAACUAGAGGACUUUUUGGCAAUUGGUCCACCGAUCUUUACGAUGAUUUCACGCUACCAGACGGCACUCCCGGCCCAUCACUUGACAUCAACAAUCUGGAAAGUCUUCACAAUUCAUUUGGAAUGAAAUGGGCUGUGGAUGACAAAUCCGAUCCGUACAAGGGCAAAAGUUUAUUUUACCACGAAAACGGUCGCUCGUCUAACUUUUUCUACGAUGCUACAUUCCAGCCCAUUUAUGAUGUCAAGCCUCUUUUACCAGUUAACUACACUAGCCUCAAUUCAACACAGAUCGAGCAAACCUGCGGUACCUCCUAUCAAUGUUAUUACGAUUACGCAGUCUCACUGAACCGACAGUAUGCCACUUAUGCCAAAUACUACCUGGACGAAAUCGUUAACAUCAAGUCUAAUAACCUGAAGAUAGUCAUUUCCUGUGGUGCAUUGCCGGCUCCUAAAAACGGCCGCAAAAGCACUUUUGCCUACACCCCUGGUACUUUUGUCAAGUUCGACUGCGAUCCCGGCUACGUUUUGACUGGAGAGGAUCGUCGCUGGUGUUACGCUUCGGCCGAAUGGAACUGGGCCCUAUGGGGAGACGCCCAAUGCAUACCCGAAAAGGAGUAUGCGGCCGAAAAGGCCGGCAUCAUCGCCGGUAUUGUGCUGGCUGUGCUGGUUCCGCUAAUGAUCCUGGCCUACUGCUGCUGCCGACGACAGCGCCGUAAUCACAAGAAAGGCUUGGAGAACAAGACUCUCAAAAUGUUGACCACCUCUCGCCAUUCGCUGAACGAGUCUGCCAGCCACGGUCCCGGCCCGACUACCGCUAAAAGCGCCCACGCUCACAUAGAACCUGAUUGGAAGAAAGCGGACGUGAGCAGUAGUCCGUUCAGCUCGGGAAUCGGCUCUGUGACUCACAUGGAUUUGGUUCGAUCUUCGCCGCCCGAUCAGGGAAUCAAAUCCGAUUCGACGGGGUCUUCGACGUUUGACCGGGCCAGCACCCACAGUCCCGUGAGUAGCAAUCUGAGCGGCAGUAAGGCCAGCCCCACCGAAAGCACGUCCAACAGCAGCCACGGAAGCCGGGACCGGGCAGCAUCAGUACACGCUCCGGCCAGCAUCGCCAGCAACGGGUCAAAGAACCGUCAGCGCUACGACGGCAUUUAUUACACGCACGAGCCCAUCAGAGGCGCCCCGGUCAUAGAUUUCAUAGACGACGACACCGAUGUCGAAAUUAACCACCGAAAUACCGAGGUGUAAAAAACCACGAAUCAAACUCAGCUGCAGCAAUCACUCCCCUAAUCAUGCCACACUUCUAAACCAAAGAAAUACAGAUGCGUAUUUUUCUAAAAAUCAAUUAAAAAACAAAAAUGAUAGCUAGUGAAAAAAAA